AUGAAACUCGGCACCAAAGCAGAUGCAAAUCGCGAUGCCGAGCCUCCUCUCAUCACCCGCUCCAUGCCCCGGGAUACGAGUGUCUUUUGGCUGGCUUGGUCGUGGCGCUUCUUAGUUGAUCCUCUCUGUGUGUCCAUCAUCCAGGGCCUACGUCAGCGCCUCCGACAGCGCCUCCGAAAUAGUUCUGAGCUUCAGGCAUGCUUUGUCCGUCUCUCUCAUAAUGCGCUAUUGGGCUUUUCAUCAAACGACUACUCAUGCACGACCCAAUGCAAGGAAUAUGAUCAUCUCACAGCAUAG
Molecule: messenger RNA, 297 nt
Organism: Akanthomyces muscarius
Lineage: Eukaryota; Fungi; Ascomycota; Sordariomycetes; Hypocreales; Cordycipitaceae
Exons: 2
Coding region: 1-297 (98 amino acids)
Source: RefSeq, a predicted model, not a curated record